AUGGCAAAAAUCGGCCAGGGCGACGAACGUUGGAUCGUUGCCGACCGCGAGGACGGCACCAACGUUAACAGCUGGCACUGGCAAGAGAAGGACGCUUUCGAGUGGUCCAGAGAGCGCUUCGCAGAUCUCAUCGGCGCGAUCGAGUUCGAGGACGGCGGCGUCCGAUGCAGGUGCACUGGCGUCACCGCGCUGACGGGCGAGGCUUACGUCAACAGGCGCAAGGGGAAGAUCAUCUGCGGCUACGAGCUCGACCUCAAGAUCGGGUACGAGGGCACCAUCUUGGACGGCGGUAAGACCGUCACGGGCAACGUGCACUUCCCCUACAUCGCCGACGAGAACGCGGGGGAGGAGCACGAGGCGAAGGUGCUCGCCGCCGGGGAGGGACCGGACGACAGGAAGGUCAAGGAGAUCAUGAGGCUCGUCGCCCUACCCAAGAUGGCGGAGGGCGUCGCCAAGUUCGAGAAGGAGCUCGCGAAAGGAGGGCCGGGCGGCGAGGGCGCGGACCCCAACGAGGCGAAAAACGCAUCGGGGGACAAGAAGCCCGGAGACGUCCAGAGCAACGCCGAGAAGGAGAGGGAAUCGAGGACCGACAAGACCGCGCCGCUCUCGCAGAAGUCGCACACCAUCCGCAUCACCGAGCGCUUCUACUGCAGGCCGCGGGAUGUCUGCGACGCGCUCAUGGACGGACAGCGAGUCAUGCACUUCUCGCGGUCCCCCGCGCAGGUUCGCCCCGAACCCGGACCUUUCAUGAUGUUCGACGGUAACAUCCACGGCGAGACCUUGGAGUACGUCCCGGGCGAGAAGAUCGUGCAGAACUGGAGGUUUCGCAACUGGAAGGAGGGUCACUUCAGCAAGGUCACCAUCACCUUCCGCGAGCCCGAGCCCGGGAACUGCUUCGUGGACCUGGUGCAAACAAACGUGCCAGAGACGGAUGCGUUUGAUAACGAGACGGUGAUGGACACCACGGAGGUUGGGUGGAAGCAGCAGAUCUUCGAGCGCAUUCGCCAGGUGUUCGGGUACGGCGCCUAG
Messenger RNA from Micromonas commoda, 1029 nucleotides. RefSeq lists its product with no specific name. Gene Ontology annotation, molecular function: ATPase activator activity; protein-folding chaperone binding. The coding region runs from base 1 to 1029 and encodes 342 amino acids. The record is from RefSeq and is a predicted model, not a curated record. NCBI's taxonomy places the organism in Eukaryota, Viridiplantae, Chlorophyta, Mamiellophyceae, Mamiellales, Mamiellaceae. Gene Ontology annotation, cellular component: cytosol. The transcript is spliced from 2 exons. Gene Ontology annotation, biological process: positive regulation of ATP-dependent activity; protein folding.